AUGAAUAGUAUAUCUGGGAAUAGUGAUGGUCAAUUGUCAACACAUCAAUACUCUGAGGGAAAGGAACUUAUUGCAGAUUCUAGUGCUACACACCAUAUAGCUGCAUGUAGUUUGGAUAUAAUAUUAAAUGGCAUUAAUGUAGAUGCCUCAUUAAGGGAUAAGGAUCUAUGCAAUAGUUGGAUGAAGGAGAUUGAUAAGGAGUUAGCUGGUCUAUACAUUUUCAGUUCCGAGGAUGACAAGAAUAAGUUUCAGAAGCAUAUUAUGAAAUCAAUUUUGCUUAAUGUUAAAACAAUAAGAUCAGAUAAUGGCACUGAAUUCUUCAAUUCACAGUGCACUAAGCUAUUUGAGGACUUGGGAAUUAUACAUCAAAGCAUUUAUGUGCAUACUCCACAACAGAAUGGCAUUGCGGAAAGAAAGCAUAUGCAUAUACUGGAUGUGGCUAGGGCCUUGAGAUUUCAAGACAACUUACCCAUCAGAUACUGGGGAGUAUGUGUACAAGCUGCAGUCUACCUAUUGAACAGACUAGCUUCUACUGCUACACAAGGAAAGAUGAUUCCCAAAGAUGACAAAUUUGCUAAAAGAGCCAAAGCCUGUGUGUUUAUGGACUAUUACAGCACACAAAAGGAACUUAAGGUAUUUUCUAAUACACAGAUUCCUAUUGUUGUUCCCACUCAACCAAUUGCAGAAGCUACAUUACCAUUUGUAGAUCAACAUGCUAGUAACACAGUUGAUGCUGAUGCGGUUGAAGAUCCCCUUCAUGAUUCUCAUGCUGAAGCCAACAGUCAUGGAGAAUCUCAUGAUGUUCCAAUGAACAACUUGCCAAACAUAGGUGUUGGGAAAACUUCACAUACAUAUUCAGGAUAUUUUGUAGAAGAAGAAGCAGGCACUUCCUCAGCUUUAGAAAACCCUUCCAUACUCAGAAAAUCAAAGAGGCAAUGUUUUGUUCAAAGCACUCAUGAUUACUCUCUAUUCACCUUGAAGAAACAGGAAGACAUAGUGAUUAUCCUUGUCUAUGUUGAUGACUUGCUGAUCACUGGCAGUAAUAUACAGCUAACCACUGAAGCCAAACAAGUCUUGCGUCAUCAGUUCAAGAUGAAGGACUUAGGGGAUCUAAAGUGCUUAGAUGUAAAUCUGGCAUAA
Molecule: messenger RNA, 1140 nt
Organism: Nicotiana tabacum (common tobacco)
Lineage: Eukaryota; Viridiplantae; Streptophyta; Magnoliopsida; Solanales; Solanaceae
Source: RefSeq, a predicted model, not a curated record